CUCGCGCGCGCACAAAUUGGGCAGCAAUUGGGUAGCACGAGUGCAGCAAACGGCUCGUGGAGCCGCGCCGUAGCCUCCUCAAAAAAACGCACGACCACAGUUCGAGGCAGUAGACGCUGACACAAAAUAAAAGACAGGAGCCUCUUGGGCAGCCCCACCAUGCAACGGCGCCCCCCCAGCUCGCCGAUAACGACACCGCCUCCCGGAUACUUCGAUCCACCACCGCCGCCGCCGCGUCCGCCGCCGGGCGCGCCGUUGCCGCCCAGACCACCUGGUCCACCGCCGUAUCAACCACCGCCUGGCGCGUUCCUGGCCUUUCCGCCGCCGCCACCACCACCACCUAUGACGUCGCCCUUCGCCGCGGCCCUCGCCGAGUUCCCACCGCCGCCGCCGCCCCUCGACGCCCCGGGAGCACCGCCGCUCGAGUCGUCGCGCAUUUUGCAGUCGCCGCUCGAGCCUCGGCCCGUGCCGCCGCCGCCGCGCACGCCGCCACCCGGCAGCAACCCCUGGGACCGGCCGCCCGGGAGCCCGCAGACGCUGCUCUUCCGGACGCCGCCGCCGGGACCUCCACCGGGCCCGCCUCCCUUAUCAGCUUUCAGGACGCCGGGCGGGCCCGGUAUCCCGGGCCCGCCGCCCGGACCGCCGCCGCUCAGCGCCCUCCCGGGCCCUCCGCCGUUGCCCGGGCCGCCACCGUCGCAACCGCCUCCAAUACCGGAGCCGCGCGUGCUGCCGCCCUCGCCGUCGCUCGCCACGACGCCGUCGAGGCCGGUCGACGAGGACGCCGCCGUCCACGAAGCGCGAACAGCAUUAGAUGAAUACGACGCAAAGGUAGCCAAGGAGGCUUCCAGUAGAGACAACGCGUCCAUCUCGUUACUCAUAAGAGCCCUCCUCGACGCGUCGGAACGACGCGCGCGGGACGACGCCUGGGCCGAAGCUAUUAUAAGGGACGCCGUGGCCUGCUACGCGGGCGAGGACGGGAAGUGGGGUUUGAGGGAGUGGCGGUGCUUCUGCCGCGAUGCGCGCCUCGAGGAGCCGACGCCGGCGCCCGAGCUCAUCUGGCUCACGUUGUACGAUCGGGCGGCGACGUCGGGCGGCGGGUGUGCGCUGACGCGCGUCGUGCGCGCGGGCAUUGCCGACGAGCGCGCCGACGAGAUGCAAGUCGUGGAGCUCGUCGAAGCGCUGAGCGCGGCGCAUCUUGCCGCUCGUUCCAUGACCGAGGAUAUUGAUCAAUUCACGUGGCGCUUGUUGGCGCCGUGUGCCGCGCGCCAUCGGAACGGAGGCGGGCCCGGCGACGCGCGGAAGCUCGGCGCGUGCGACGGCCGGACGCUCGACGUCAUUCUGGAAUCACUACCGGCGUUGUGGGUGCUCUUCGGGGCCUACGCGCGCGACGGGCAUAAUAAGAGGGCGCCGCAGGACUUUCUGGACGCGUUCCCGCUGAGCGUGCGUUUUGCCGCGUCCUAUUUCCGUCGUUUCCCUACCGCUUCGUGCCUAUCGACGCGACGCAUCUUGCGACCUCCGCGUCGAUGGCGUCUCUAUCCCCUCCACACGUCGCCGACGCGACCGCUUCCCGUCCGCCGUCUGUCUUUCCCUAUCGCUUCGUACAUAUCGACGCGACUCGUCUUGCGAGCUCCGCGGCGAUGGCGUCGAACCCACACAGGCCAAGGUCGCGGAGAAGGCCGCCUCGGGCGCGGGCGACGGCGACGCCGCCUUCGAGCGGGAAUUACGACGGGACGGCGUCGCGCCCGCCGACUACGCACUUUCAUUGACGCCGCAGCGCUUCGUACUGCUGUGCGACGACGUCGGGCUCUCGGACGUCUGCGCGCCCGGCCAAGCGCUGGCCUGCGCGAAGCGCGCGAGAGUGGCGCGUGCAGCGAGCUCGCCCAAGCAAGCGCCGCAGCGCGCCGCCUUCCAGUCUCCCCUCCUGAAAACAACCGCGGCACAGCGGCUCCGGGAGCGGGCCGUCGCGAAGCGGCGCCAGGAGCGGACGAGGGAGACGGACACGAACCUCGCCUUCACGUGUUCUUCGUAUCGAGCCGCGCCGCGGCCGCGACCUCCCACCGCGACGACGCCGCGCCUCGCGAAGGUGAAAGGACUGUCGUUCUGCGAGUUCGUCGAGGCUUUGGUAAGCCUCGGUGACGCCGCCCUCGCGGCCGACGCGCACCUGCGGAGCCUCUACCCGUCGCCGCCCGAGCGCUGCCGCGCCAUCUUCGACGUCUGGUGCCUCGCGGACGUCUGCGACGAGGUCGCCGCUCAAGCUGUCGCGAGCGCGCCUCGGCCGCGGUGGCGGAGUUCUUUUGCCGCGCGGCCGACGCGCGUUUCUCGCAGCUAGCGUAAAGACGCUUAGCAUCAAAA
Molecule: messenger RNA, 2352 nt
Organism: Pelagomonas calceolata
Lineage: Eukaryota; Pelagophyceae; Pelagomonadales; Pelagomonadaceae
Source: the annotation of a GenBank genome assembly